UAAACAGGGUCAACAGUUGUUCCUUGUUAUGGUUUGGGGUGCUACUUGAUUCUAUUCACCCCUGUUUUCCACUUUUAAAUUAUGUGGUUAUUCUGCACCGUUUGUAACGAUGGAUGGUUGACUUACUCUGAUGACCUCUGUGUUUGUAUCUUCUGUCCAUAACGAUUCGCAAAUGGUUUUUGGGAUAUGACGAAAGUAGUACCGUCAGCCAAGACCCACCCAGGGUUGUAGAGCUAACCGAAGAAGUACAAGAAGAAGCUCCCUCCACAUGUAAGAUCAAAACAAAGAUCAAAUAUGUUUUGGUCAUUUAUUUACUUGUUUAUUGACUAUGAGACAAUCUAAACGACCUGUUUUACUUAGAAACAAAGGGAAUAUUUAACCAUUUGAAGUUAAUUUACCAAAGUUAAUUUACCAAAGACUAAUUGAAGAUCAAAAAAUAAGCCGAACCUCACAAAGACGCAUAAAGCAGAAUAAUAAGUUGAAAAACAGUGGAUUUGAAUUUUGAGAUGUCCGAACGCUGAUCCACUAGUUAGAACCCUUUAUUUGCUAUGGCUGGAAGUAAGGAAACUAAAAAGCGUUAUCAAGACUUGGGAUGUUAUUUUCGUUUUACCGAAACAUGCCUGGAUAUCUACAAGUAUAAAAUGGUUUAUUUCUCGGCAAUUGCAAACUGCUGCAGUUAUACUCUUGCGGGCAUUGGAUUGGUCGCUUAUGGUUUUCGAACAGGUUUCGAAAAGUUCUGCCUUGACUAUGGACUCUUAGUUAUUAUGAUGGUUGUUUAUAAUUGUCAUAUAACAAUAUGUUUAAUAUAUCAUAAAAAAUGGAAGGCAAUGAGACAGCAAUUUGUGGCUGGUUUUUCCUGGAACUUAGAUAAUUUUGCACCUAGUUAUCGAAUGGAAAUUUUGCGAAUAUCAUCAGGAAACGAAGAAAGCACUAAGCUCGUUGGUCUUGCUACUGCACUUAUUACAAUAUCUAUUCAGGUCGACUUUUAUUCAAGCAUUAAAGAAAUUAUCCUCUACUUUGGUAUUCCAGAACAUUUCAUACCCAUAAUUUUGGUGGGUAUCUACACGCAUAUUGUGUAUAUGUCGUUGAGUUCAGUUAUGGCCACAUACUACAUUUUCUACUUCUUGUGGUUGAUCAGAAUUCAACAAGUAGUGCUGCGGAGCAUGGCUGAUAAGUUUCGAAGCAACAUUUUGCUAAAUCGCAGUGAUAAUUUUGUGGAAGACGCAUUAAAAUCGAUAAUCAAAAGCCACCAAACAAUAAUAAGAUGUUUUAGGUUGGUUAAAAAUGAGUCACAUGUCCUACGCCUUGGUACAAGCAUUUCCAUGUUCCUCUGUCUUGGUUUUUUUGUAUUCUUGGUUACAUCACCCUUUCAUACGAGCAUGCAGGGUCAAGUUGGGUUUAUAUCUGUGCACAUAUUUAUAUUUUAUUUGUCGCAUGAAGGGCAAAAUGUGGACGACGAGAAUGAACAGUUUCACAUGCUAUUAUAUGAGUUCAACUGGUAUGCAUGGAACACAAAAAACUGUAAAAUAUUCGCAAUAUUCUUCAUGAACACCGCAGAAAUGGCAAAGGAGCAGGGAAGUGCUUUAUUCCAGGUUAAUCAUGAAUAUUUUAUGAAGACCGCAAGAAUGGCAUACGCUUUGCUCAACCUACUUAGAACAACUACUAAUUAGUAAACUAAGCUUGUUAAUAAGCUUUGUCACGGUUGCUGAAAAAUCCCGUUCACUGUCCACUUUCACAAAAAUUAAAUUCACAUUCAAGUUCCAGUUGGUAAAUGGCUGGGCGUCAAGUAAGUACUUCAAUUUAUUUUUCCUUCAAAAAUAUCGAAUUUCUAAUAAGAUUCAUUCAGACGAAUUUCAGGUCGACUUAAAUUUAUAUCCCUAUAACUCUGAGAGGUUUUCGUCGUUUUCUAGAUGAAAAAAUAUUUGUUCACCACCCAUAAAUUCGAUAACUAAAUAGUGAGCUGGAAACAAUGCAGCCAAUUUUCUUAGUCAAAUAUUCAAUUGUAGUGAAAAUAAAUGUCGUGAUAAUGCAACAUAAUAAAAAACCAAAUUAUCAAAUAUUCAAAUAAUCCCGUUUAGCUUUUAAGACAUUAUGUGAAUUAUCUGAAUAAAUGUUGCUAAAGUUAUGAAAA
Molecule: messenger RNA, 2131 nt
Organism: Dendroctonus ponderosae (mountain pine beetle)
Lineage: Eukaryota; Metazoa; Arthropoda; Insecta; Coleoptera; Curculionidae
Exons: 10
Coding region: 549-1670 (373 amino acids)
Biological process (GO): detection of chemical stimulus involved in sensory perception of smell; sensory perception of smell
Cellular component (GO): plasma membrane
Molecular function (GO): odorant binding; olfactory receptor activity
Source: RefSeq, a predicted model, not a curated record